AUGGGAGCAGAAGCUGGCCAUUAUGAAAGAAAGAGCAUUCACGAGUCCAUCAGAUUACUCAUAGAAGGUGAAUCAAUACGACGGGGUCAAUUCGAACAAACUAAUGUCACAAUUUGUAUGGUACCUGAUACACUCAGAAAUCUCAACCCAACCGCCUAUACACCUCUAAUAGUCUCAAUUGGUCCUCUUCACAAAGAGAACCCACAUCUAAGAGCUAUUGAGGUGCAAAAAGUGACUCACAUGUAUAGACUAUUUCUUCGAACUAAGGAAACCACGGGGAAGGCUAUAGAGCAAAUAAGUUAUGAUUGCGCACAGCCAGUGCUUGGGCUUCUAACACGUGCAAGAGCUUGCUAUGCACCAAGUCUUACAAACUAUGAAGAUUUCAAGCUGGCUGAAAUGAUGGUUAUUGAUGGUUGUUUUAUACUUGAACUUCUCUACACGUUCAAGUAUGGAAUUGGAGAGGGUGAUCCAAUUUUCGACAAUAUUCUGGAUAUGAAUAUCAUAAAUAAUAGCCAACUUACCACAAUUGAUGGAACAGACACAGUAGAGCCUUGUCAUAUCCUUGGGCUUCUUCAACACUGCUACAGGCCCGUAGCUACUAUGCGAGGCCGAUUUCCAAAUAUCUCUUACUCUGCAACUGAAAUCGUUCGUGCAGGAGUCACAUUCAAGGAACAAACUGAAGAAUAUUCUCCACUUGCAGUGAAAUUUAUACAACCCUCUCUUGUUCCGGGGUUGGGUACUCUAUUUGUUAGAGAAACCUGUUUGAAAAUUCCAGUAUUGUGCAUCCAAGACACCACCGCGUCGUUCUUGAGGAAUCUCAUUGCCUAUGAACAGUGCUACCCAUUCAGUCGUCAUUAUGUUACCUCUUUCGCCUUCCUCAUGGACAGGCUCAUUGACACUAAAGAUGAUGUUUCGUUGCUUGUGAAAGCAAAAGUCCUUCAACACAAACUGGAAGCCAUCGAAGAUGUAACAAAUCUCUUCAACAAUAUUUGCAAAGGUGUCGUCCUUCGGGAAUUUUAUUACACUGAGGAAUGGAGACAAUUGGAUAAAUAUUGCAAGCGUUUCCGGCCUAGCAUAUUAAUUUGA
Lactuca virosa is the source of this 1086-nucleotide messenger RNA. Lineage: Eukaryota; Viridiplantae; Streptophyta; Magnoliopsida; Asterales; Asteraceae. The record is from the annotation of a GenBank genome assembly.